Messenger RNA from Parasteatoda tepidariorum (common house spider), 2758 nucleotides. RefSeq lists its product as uncharacterized. Lineage: Eukaryota; Metazoa; Arthropoda; Arachnida; Araneae; Theridiidae. The record is from RefSeq and is a predicted model, not a curated record.
UUCUUUUCUAAAGCAGACAAGCAAGUCUAUUGGAUUGUCGCUCUAAUGUGCAUUUCCAAAAUACCUAUCCGUUGCGCUGAUAUUGGAGGGUUUUGGUGGUGAAUUAAAAUCUGCAAUUAUGUUGAUAACUUGUGGUUUAAUGAUUAGAAAUACAAUGCUAGCUUGCUGAUAACUUCGUCCAGUUAAUAAUUAUAAUAAAAACCUCCACUCGUUCCAGUGAUUUUUUUUAAUCAAGAACUCUACAAUUUUUAGGUGUUACUUACCAGCUGAUACUGUUCCGAUCGCUACCUAUUCGGAAAUACAAUCUUUAAGAAUACUUUGAAAACUAUACUGAUUCCAGAGGUUCGUGUGAAGUGAUGCAAAUUUUGACAUUUUAAAGACAGUUUGAAUUCGACCGAUGCUUAUUGAGUGAUAUUUCAGGGACAGUUUCAAUUUGAAAAUUCAACAAUUUUCUCUACAGUUUUUGUGAGUGAUACCUUUCAACUAAUGCUACUCCUAAAGUUAUCGAUCUGGAAAUACAUGCUUUAGGAAUACUUUAAAAACUGUACUGAUUUCGGAAAUCCGUACCAAGUAAAACAAAUUUUGAUGUUUCAAGGACAGUACUCUUUCAACAGAUACUACUCUUAAAGUUAUCUAUCUGGAAAUACAUGUUUUAAGAAUACUUUGAAAACUGUACUGAUUUCGAAGAUCCGUACUAAGUGAUGCAAAUUUUGAUGCUUCAAGGACAGUACUCAUUUGACUGAUACUUUUUGGGUGAUACUUUAAAGACAGUUUUAAUUCAAAAAAUACUACAAUUUUCUCUACAGCUUGUAGGUGAUCAUUUCCAACUGAUACUGUUACUUACGUAACCUAUCUGGAAAUACAAGUUUUAAGAAUACUUUGAGAACUAUACUGAUACUAGAGAUCCGGAUCAAGUGAUACAAAUUUCGUUAUUCCAGAGACAGUACUAGCUUUAUAUAAGGAUAUAUUAAGUAUAGUACUAAUUUGACAGCUGCAUUUUAAGGGAUACAAAUUUGAAUGAUACUUGCGGAUUUAAAUUGAUCAAAAUGAAUAUGUUUCGUAAACAAGAUUUUAUGACGGAGUGGAUGGAUGAACCUAUACCUAUGUAUGAUUUCAUUAACAAUUUCUCUUUGCCCCAAGUUGUGAAAAUUCAUGAAGGUGAAAAUAAAAAGUUUCAAAACCCUGGCAACUUUAAUCUUGUAAAACCCAUAUUAUUAUUCAAAGUAUAUACUUGUCGAAAAAUACACGGAAGAGCUGUUACUGUAAAUGAGAAAGGAGAAGUAAUACCAUCUGGGCCUUCAUUAAUAAUACCGGACACAUAUCCAGGUUGGAUGUCUUUAGUAAUGAAAGAUGGGAAAACUGCUGGAUAUUUUUCUAGCAUUGGAGAUGUUUCUAGAUCAUCUUGGUCUUUAUUUCUUGUACAAGAUCAAGUUAUUGGUCUGAAAUCUACACCUGAAGGCCUGCAACGUGCAAUUGUGUAUUCAGGAGUUGUUUUAAAAGCUGUUGGAAGUUUUGAAGACCAAAAUCGACAAUCUCUUAUUAAAGACUAUAAAGGUUACAUUCACCCAGACCUUAUGAUGUAUCUAAAAUGCCUAACCCAGAAAGGAGAAAUUAUAUUUCUUCCUUACAGCGCACGAGGAAGAUUUUAUUGCAUAUCAACCCCUGAAGCUCAUACAAUAAAUCAUGUGUAUCUUUUAUCCAAUUUGCUACGUGUCACUACUUUACCAGCUCUUGUUCGUAUCAUUGUUGGUCCAAAAGCAAGCGUUGCGUUGCCCUUGACAAAUAUUCUACAACUUGAUGAAAUUCGACGUGAGACAAUAAUUCUUGGUUGUACUAUGAUUGAUAAUGAACCAACUCUACUUGAAAUAAAUGCUAGCUCAGAGUUUUCUUUCAUUAGAGUGAAAAACGAAGCAGCCGUUCAGAUGUCAGAGGCAUAUCAACGAAUGUGCCAUAUGUGUGUAACAGAAGGAGACAAAUGGCGACAGCAAAUACGAGUUGCUCAUUAUGUAGUACCUAAAAAAGAACCAUUUAAAAUGAUUUCAAAACUUCCAUUUAUGCCUCCUGGUUUUAUUCCAUAUGGUUCAAAUAGACUCCGCUCAAACAAAGAACAAAAACAAAUUCUCCCAGAAUGUGACUUUAUUGACUUUUGUCGGCAAUCCGGCCGGGAGAGUAUAUUUCCUAAAAGAUUCUGGAUGUUUCGACGAUCAAGAAGAUAUGAACCAUCAAAAAGGAGCGAAAGAAGUCAUCGAACCAAUUUUGAUGUCAUCAGAGGAUAUUAUACAAAAGGCAAAAGUGGACGUAGUAUGAUUUUGAAUUUGCCCUAUCGAAGUUCUUUGAGAAUUAUUAAAGAUACAAAGAAGGAUUCGUUAAGACGAACAAGCUCAGAUGAUGGAUAUGCUACUUCAUUUAUGGAAGACGAAUCAAUAUAUAAUUCAAUUUAUUAAGCAACAUAUUAUUUAUUGAAUAUAUACAACAUAUUCAAUUUAUUAAGCAACAUGUUAUUUGGUGCAAUUUUAAAAUCCUUUUUCACAAAUUUUGUCAUGUUUGACAUUUCCCUUCUAAGCUUUCAUUAAGUUCUCGUAUUAUUACGGCUCACUUGAUGUAUAAAUGCCACAGCCAGUAGACUGCACAAAAGCCAUUGGUUUUUGCUGUUUAGUACUACUGUGCUCCGUCUACAAGCACACUUUUCAUUUUGAAAAUGUACUUUCUGCAUUUAUUCAUUACAUUUUCAUAUUUGUAUAUUUUUUGAAUAAAAUAU